Molecule: messenger RNA, 1124 nt
Organism: Momordica charantia (bitter melon)
Lineage: Eukaryota; Viridiplantae; Streptophyta; Magnoliopsida; Cucurbitales; Cucurbitaceae
Product: acyl-CoA-binding domain protein
Source: RefSeq, a predicted model, not a curated record
CCGUUUCCAGAGGGACUUUCCCGCCGGCAUCCACCUCGAGUUUGUCGCCGUCCAUUUCAUCGGCCAUUGGCAGCGGCGAUACGCUCAGAAAGACGGAGAGAGGGCUCAUGGGGAGAGAUCGGAAGAGAAUCUUGAUUGGUCUGGCGGUGGCGAUGUUCUUCGGGUUCGCGGUGUACAUGAGGCUUUGGACCAUCGACUACUCCAUGUCCUCUGACGAAUCCGAACUGCUUAGGAGGCAAUUCGACCUCGCGAACAGGGAGGCGAUGGACGAAUCUGCAGAAUGGCGUCGUUUGUACGACAAUCAACUUGAUAUAGCAAAUAAAUGUAAUAGUGAGCUCAAGAAGCUUAAUGAAUCUUUUGAGAAGGUGGGGGAUGCUACUAGAAUCAAUCAGAAGUUGAAGAAGAUGCAAGAGGAAAAUAUUGUUCUCCGUGAACAAGUGGAUGUCUUAAAACGAAAGCUAGAGACUGAGAAGUUGCAGUGUGGCUCUCAAUAGAGCUAGUCAACAAACACCCCAAAGAAUACUAACAUCAAAUUCGAAUAGUUUCUCUUUGUUGUCUGCAAACAAUGAAAGGUUUGGUCUGGACUGGACUUUGGAGGAGAGGAGUUUCUGCAAUCUCCAUGAGAAAUCGUUGACUCUCUCUUGCUUUUCCAACUGAACAAACCUCAGGGAAAGACAGUGAUUCUGGUGUGAGUUCAAGGCUUUGGCUGGUUCUCAUAUUUCAAUUCUGAGGAAUGGAUUGGUAGUCAGAUUCUCAUCAAGUUUCAACUGGCAUGGGAAUCUUUGGUAGAGGAAGCAAAAAUAUUGAGCUGCAUUAUCACUCCCCACUUUUAGGCGCAAGCAAAGCAAUGAGAAAAAGGUAAUGAACCUGUAACCCUGUUUUAAUGAAUUAAGUGCUGUGUAGAAGUUUAGCCCGUACAGCAGUGUUUACUGUUUUUACCUUUUUAGAAAAAUGGAACUUGGGUAUUACUCUUUUGUUCUGAGUUUAGAAUCCAAAUGAUCCAAGAAUUCAUUUGAAAUCUAUGCAAAUAGGGUGUGGGAAUGAUUUUGAACUUGUAUUGUUGAUUAGAAUAUAUUAACAGUUAAGAGUUGAUAUUAUAUUUCAACGAAGGACAAUUCUGGAAA